Camellia sinensis is the source of this 1138-nucleotide messenger RNA. RefSeq names its product dihydroceramide fatty acyl 2-hydroxylase FAH1. Gene Ontology annotation, cellular component: endoplasmic reticulum; membrane. Gene Ontology annotation, biological process: lipid biosynthetic process; fatty acid metabolic process. Gene Ontology annotation, molecular function: iron ion binding; fatty acid 2-hydroxylase activity. The record is from RefSeq and is a predicted model, not a curated record. NCBI's taxonomy places the organism in Eukaryota, Viridiplantae, Streptophyta, Magnoliopsida, Ericales, Theaceae.
CACACGGCACAAAUAUCAUCAAUUUUCACUAGGCCAUGUUCUCCCACUAAUCACUUCCUCCCAGCAGAAAACAAGGAGCCCCCCAAAUAUUUGGCCUGGGUUUCUAGAGAGAGAAAGUCCGUCUUUGCAAUCACAGAUCGGUACCAACAUUCUCUUGGGUAUAUAAAAGGGUGCCAAGAUGGUUGCACAAGGCUUCACAGUGGAUUUGAAUAAACCUCUCGUCUUCCAGGUUGGCCACCUUGGAGAGGAUUACCAGGAGUGGGUUCACCAGCCUAUUGCUAGCAGGGAAGGUCCUCGAUUUUUUGAAAGUGAUUUUUGGGAGUUUUUGACCAAAAACGAGUGGUGGGUAAUUCCUCUAAUCUGGCUGCCAGUUGUCUGCUGGUGCAUCUCCAUGUCUGUUUGGAAGGGCCUCACACUUCCUCAUAUAGUAUUGAUGGUGAUCCUUGGUAUUUUUAUAUGGACAUUGAUGGAAUACAGUUUGCAUCGCUUCCUUUUUCACAUCAAAACAAAAAGCUAUUGGGGAAACACAUUCCAUUAUCUUCUUCAUGGUUGUCAUCAUAAGCACCCCAUGGAUGGACUACGCCUUGUUUUCCCUCCUGCUGCAACAGCUGUCCUUUCUUUUCCGGUCUGGAACAUGAUCAAACUUAUAUCUACUCCUACUACUACACCUGCUUUGUUCGGAGGCGGUUUAUUAGGUUAUGUAAUGUAUGAUGUCACCCAUUACUAUUUGCACCAUGGACAACCAACAGGUCAAGUAACUCGACAUCUUAAGAAAUAUCACUUGAAUCACCAUUUCCGUAUCCAGGACAAAGGCUUUGGUAUUACUUCCUCGAUAUGGGACAAGGUGUUUGGAACACUACCUCAAUCAAAAGCAGCGGGAAAGGGUAGAUAAUUUAAUUAGCAUUUGUUCAUUGCAGUGUUUUAGUGGUUUGAACAUAUGUUUUUUCUUCCUUAUCAUUCUUUUACCGCUGUGGUGCUGCUUAUCGAUUCUAUGGCAUAUUUUUGAUAGUAUUUGUUUCUGAAGUCUAGCAUGUCUGGAUGGUGUUGACUUGCCCUUUCUUCCAACCAAAAAAAAAAUGUAUAAAAUGAAUUUAUUGUCUUGGAUUCAGUAUUUAUUUAUGAAUUCGCUCUUCCAUUA